Amoebophrya sp. A120 is the source of this 12692-nucleotide messenger RNA. Lineage: Eukaryota; Dinophyceae; Syndiniales; Amoebophryaceae. The record is from the annotation of a GenBank genome assembly.
GGGAAACGUACCGUGCCGGCUUCAUCCAAUCUUUUCUGGAGAUAGAAAAGCGCGUGCAGGCCAACGAGGUCCGAAAAACGAAACCAGACCAAGCACAUGACACCGAAGUCGCGGAAUACGAGAUGGGCGAGUACAGCCAGCUCUGCGCGCACUUCCUUCUCGGCAUCCAUGACGAAGAUGAGAAGGAGCGGGAUGCGGUGGUGGACUUUUGGGCGUUGCCUGGCAGCGACAUGGACGCGCGGAGACCGUCGGCCGCGGGCUUUUCCAAACGCUCCACGGGGAGCAAAAGCAGCAAGGAAAGACUGAACAAGAAGUCCCCGGAACAAGAGGAGAGGAGAAGAAGGCUGGAAGCGUUUUUCACCGAGGAAUCCAAGCUCUGGGUCGCGCUAGCCCUGACAAAAGAGCUGGACAAAAGAUUUCCCAAGUACCAGGAGAAGAACAAAAACAAAAGCGAGGCUUUCUUCUUCAACAUCAAAAAUUCCGGAACUUCGCACUACUCGGCAAAGCAAGUCGCGGUUUUAUCGCCCGAAGUUUCCGACGGAAUCCGGGAAAUCAUCCAAAACUGCAAAGAUGAUUCGGGAAAGAGAAAGAAGAAAAUCGAAGAAUCGUUGCAGCACUUCACGUAUGAAAUGCAAAAAUGUCUGGGUCUGGAAGAGUGUGAACUUGUCAUGCUGUUUUUGGACUCUAAAAAAAUUUGCAUUGCAUGACCAGCAAGAAGGGUGCAAUUUGUGCCUCACGGACAGGGCAUUUCUCAUGCCGAAGGUGCAUCAGGAAGCUCUCCAAAAGUCUGCGAUGCUACGUCAUGCAUUACAGGCAUCAUGGGUCAUGAGAAAUAUGCAUGACAAAUCUUGCAUUCUUCCAGACCCAGACAUUUUUGCAAUCCAUAUCACCGGUCGAGGGUCGGACACAAACACGAAAUCGCGGUCUUCCCACACAUAUCCUGGGCAAAAGCAUUGUACUCGUACUAAUCGCAGUCAUGCAACACAAACUUCUUUUUCAAGCAAAAUCAGCACGACAAAUUCCAUUUGUCAUGCUGAGCUAAUUUGUGUUGCAUUACUACGUCUACGAGUGCGAUAUUUUUGCAGUGCAUGACACAAAUGAGGCCAUUCUGAUCGCGAACAAGCAUGAAAGGGUGGAACCGGUUUACCAGGAGCUGCUCGAACGAUACAACUCGGACGAUUACAACCCGACGAAAGAGGAGGAGGCCCGGCUGUCCCGCGCACUGCACGCAAACAAGCUGCUGAGCAAGGACUUGCACGGCAAGGCGAACGAUUUGAUGGCGCGGUACACCACGGACAUUGCCUGGAUGAAGCCAAACGGAGGGGCGGACAAGUGGAAAGUGAUCCAGGAAGAAGCUUUCCACGCAGGGAUUUUUGCAAAGCUGGAGUUGCAAGAAGUUCCGGAGCAGUUCAAAAGUGCUUGUGUGGACGAGAAGCUUGACCUUGACGACGGUAUUAAAGGCAAAUCUUCUUCCUGCUGCAUUGCGAAGUGCAUCGACCUAUGAAAUGUAAAAAUGUCUGGGUCUGGAUGAUUGCCAGGUUUGUCAUGCACAUUUUGCAUGACUCCUGAUGUCUGUGAUGCAUGCCCUAGCAUCACAGAUUUUGUGAGGGCUUCCUGAUGCCUAUACCGCAUGGCAAAUGCUCUUUCCGUGUAGCAAAACUUGGACUCUCUUUGCUGCUCACGCAAUGCAGAUUUUUUUAGAAUCCAAAAUCAGCAUGACAAGUUGGAUUCUUCCAGACCCAGACAUUUUUACAUUUGAUACGACCUGCUCGCCCGGGUUGAAGAGGUGUACAACAAGCUGCUGAAGAAGCUGGUUUAUGAACUGCAAAAGUAUCGUACUAGUAGUAAUUGCAAUACAAAUUAUUUCCUCAGCAAUGAGAAAUAAGAUUUCUAAUGCGGGUUUACCUUAGGAAAAAAAUUUGUAAUGCGUGAAUGCAAUUACUACGACACGACUAGUACGAUACUUUUGCACAGGAUAUGGUGAAGAACUACGCGAAAAUACAGCCUGCCAUGGGGGAAUUCAGAAGAAAGCUCAACCAAUACGUAAAGCAGCAAAAGUUGGAACAGAGUGAGAAGUUACGGGCGAACGUGGAGAGGUUCAAAACCACCAUCAACAACUGGAUCCAACGGGAAUCCAACUACUUCAACGAUGUGAAUGCUUUGAUGGAAUUAGCAGCGGAGGAGUGCCCGGAGGCGGUUAUUCCGAGGGUGGAGGAUUUAGAUCAUGCACAUCAACAGAAUCCAUCCACACAGAACUCCAGUUUUUCCGCACUUGGUGUUGUUCCUGGAGACCAAAGCACCAAGUCCUCCAUUGCGUCUUCCAUCGUUUCGGACCUAAAUAGCCGUGUGGUAGAGCCAUGGUCACGGGAGGAAGACCCGCUGUUGGUCACGUACGCUUACGGGGGAAGCAGAAUCUUCACGACAGAUGCUAGUGCGGGCAGUUCUUCAAGUGCAACGAGUUCUAGCAGCAUCAAGUACUUCCCCCCACAGCCGGAGCGGCGGCACUUGCCGGGAAACAAGGGCAGUUGCAGUGUCUGGCUACUCGGAAAGGCUUUGAAGGAUAUCACGACCAAAGGUCGCGACGUGGAGAUUUACCGCUGCGGAGGGGACUAUGCAUUGCAAAAGUAACGUACUGGUGUAAAUUGCAUUACAAAUUGAAAUUUUCGCAAGAAGAGAAGUUGAAUUUGUAAUGCUGUUUUACCUUUGGAGGAAGAUUUGUCAUGCAUAUUUACAAUUAGUACGAGUGCGAUACUUUUGCACAGCAUAGGGACGAGGAGGUAGGGAUUGGAGGGAUAAUGAGCGGAGGCGGUGGUACAUCAACUCCGGCAACCUCUUCCUCGAACCAGCAGCAGCAAGCACAGCACCUGAGUUUACCGGUUGCAAAUAGAACCUGGGAGGCGCAGUGGGCGUUCAGCAAGUUUUUUUCCGACGUGGUUCUGCAAAAACUUUUGGAAGACAACGGCUCUACUAGCACGAUGAUCAGCAACGACAAGAACUUCUCCGCUUCGAGUCAUGAUAUGCAGUUCGACCAAAAACUCGACUUUUGGUUGUGCAGAGACGAACAAAAUAGAAAAGAGUUGCGUCAGCUGUCCGACGUGAUCAACGAAUUGCGAGCCUCGCUCUUCUCGGAGGCAAGCUUCAAACUGAUGAACUGGUCCGAACCCAAUCCCAUCCGUUAUGGCGUUCUCAAAUGUUACAUUCUCAACUGUUACAUGAUUUGUAAUGCAAAGCUACCUACUUGAGCCGCCAGGUGGUCCAGCUGCUUCGCAUGACAAAUCUGCGAAGGCCCAGACAGCACCUAAAUCUGCGCCAAACUUGUAAUGCAAAAGGCUCCUUUCACUUUUGCCAGUCUUGCAUUACAAAUUCAUGUACCAGUUGAGAACGUAACAUUUGAGAACUCCAUACCCGUCCCGCGUUAAAGAAGCACCCGACCAUAACCGCCCCCGGCGAUAGGGAGAAGGACAGAAAGUAUUAGAAGGAAAAAUCCCCCCUCCCCAUAUCGAAACGAAGUUUCUGAUGCUGGAUUUCCGUACGCAAAUCAGAUUUGUCUUGCUGGAGAGGACUGCAGGCAUAUGCCAAGCCUCAGUCGAGAGGUUUUGACGUAGGCGCCUAGCAUGGCAAAUGUGUAUGCUCUAAGCCCAACAGCAUCACAAACCGCCUGGAAAGUGCGGGGCGCUCUCUGGACUUGCCUUCUUGCAAGACAGACAGGAUUUGAGGUCACAAAUGCGCAUCGCAAAUUUUCAGACGGAUACGUUUUCAAUAUGGGGAGGGGGGAUUUUUCCUCACGAUAAAAAGCUCGAAGCUGCUAAACCGCAAAAGUCGUUGGACCAGUUACACCAGGAGAUUCUGAAGGAGGUGUUUUCAGAAAAUCUCCGGCACUUGUACCCGAAAAAGAACAAGAAUUCCACAGCAGAUCGGAGCUCUCUGGGCGAAAACUUGUCUCUCUGGUUGUUCUUCCAGCUUGCCGAGCGUUGCCGGGUCCUGUAUGGAUUGCAAAAGUGUCUGGGUCUGGAAGAGUGCAGGAGUUUGUCAUGCAGAUUUUGCAUGACCCAUGAGGUCUGUGAUGCAUGCCCUAGCACCAGAGAUUUUGCGAGGGCUUUCUGAUGCUCAUACCGCAUGAAAAAUGCCCUCUCCGCGUAGCACAUAAUGCACCUCUUUUGCUGUUCAUGCAAUACAGAUUUUAUGUAGAGUGCAGAGGUAGCAUCACAAGUUGCAUCCUUCCAGACCCAGACAUAUUUGCAUUUGAUAUCCUGCAAACCUUGUUCAAGUACUUCUACUCGAAUCUGCAACCGGAGGAACAGGAAAGGUUUGCUAUCCUGUGCAAAAGUAUCUACUCGUAUUGCAAUCAUGCAUUGCAAAUUUUUUUCUUGAGGUAAAUCAGCAUUACAAAUUCUAUUUCUCAUGCUGAGGAAAUUUGUAAUGCAUUUAUGCGAAUACGAUACUUUUGCACUGCAUAUUUGCCACUCUGCCGCAACGGGGGAAGAAGGACAUAGUGGAGCGCGAAUUCACUUUGAACGAAGAGGAGCUGCGGAAGUGCGUCACGGAAUAUUUAGCGGAGGCCGCGGGGAAUAUCUACAAGUCAUCUGGCCUGAACAACAUGAACCAGCAGUACAACCGAGUGCCGCAGGUUCUCUAUCAAAGUGGAAAAAGCCCCCACCCCAUAUCGGAAACGGAAGAUGUGCGAAUUUGUGAUGCUGUAUUUGAGUACACAAAUCGACUUGUAUUGCUAGAAGGCCAAGAGACGAAGCUGCGCCCAAAAUUGCUGGUAAUCUGUCAUGCUGUUUCCCACUUCCAGUCGCCUCGUGUCAUCCUGGAGCUGCAAGGCUUUCCCACGCUAGACAGCACUACAGUCCGCAUCUUUUGCCUUCUAGCAUCACAAAGCUAAUUUGUGACCACGAAUCUGCAUCACAGAUUUCCGUUUUGAUAUGGGGAGGGGGCAUUUUUCAUUGUAAUAUCCUCCUCCGCACGGCCGACGAGCUGGAUGAGAAGUACGGACUAGAUCACAUCGUCGCGACCAACCUGGCGAGUUGCAUCGCGAAGCCGCAGAACGCCACAGCUCUGUCCACGGCGAAAGUGUGCAUCACGAUGCCGCGUGACCGGCUAGAAUCGUUCUCGAAGAAAUUUGUUUCCCGCCGGGAAGAGCUGCUGAAACGGGUGCAGAAAGAGUGGCAAAUCCGGUUGAAAGUCGCACUGCAGGAUUACGAACGACUGAUGGCCAUGUCUGGUGCGGAACAACAUCCAAGCGAAGGCACCAGCAGUUCUGGUUCCCCCGAGCAACUAUCGGCGAAGCAAAUCGGCGAAAUAGUUCACAACAUUCAGCCGGUAGCGAUGUGCAAAAUCAUGUACCGACUCUAUCACAGUCCGCACAAUGAGGGAGCAAGAGCAAUCUUCUGGUACGAACAGAAAAUGGACUUUCACCGGACCACGUCCGGCACCGUAAAGUUUGACAACUGCCUGACCGGCGACGAAGCGAAUGAAGCGAACCAGAAGAUACUGCGGGAGUUUUUUUCGAAUCGGAGGUUCGCGGUCAAAAAAUACCAUUUCUACAGCUUCGAAUUCGAGAAGGCCUUAAAGAUCGAAUUUUCCCGGCUCGCUUUGAAGAUGAACCAGGUGAGCAGCGGGACACUUGACGCGGAGGUGACGCUGCUGAAGGGAAAAGUAUUGGAACUCGCUAAAGAGUUACACGACUUGAAUCCGAAGAAAAGAUUGCGGAGCUUAUUCACAAGGGAAGAAUUGGAAAAGAAAGAAAAGGCAUUGAACAGUGGUGGUUUCGAACAGCUGCUGUCCGCGCUGGAUGCUGAGAUUGUUCACACAAAAAUUGCAAAAGAGAAGACGAACAAAGAUCGUGGCACGUCUUCCUCCGCGCGAAGAUUCGAACUGCAGCAGCCGAUAAGGAAGAGCAGUUUCAUCGACGCAGCGUCGCCACAAGCAGGGCCGCGCGGCAGAAGUACGUCCAGUCAUUUCCUGUUGCAGAACAACGUCCUGAAUAGCAGCCAAGAAAACCUCACCUCUACUUGUUACGCCGGAGGACACAACAAGCCUUUUGCUCCACUUUUUUCACCAGUGCGGGAGAGUAGUAGUAGCAGCAGUUCAACAUCCGACAGCGACGACAGUGUUGAUUCGCCGGAAAGAUUUGGCAAGCUAUGGGCGGAAAUUUGCAGCUUGAAGAAAACUUCUACAACGAAUAAUAUAACCCCUGCUACUGGCGGAGUUGUAACGUCAAAGAAUCGCGCUGUUGUUGCAGCGAGCACGAAAAUUAUGAACCGAGCUGCUGCAGCAUCAAAUGUACAGACAGCAGUACAACCACAGCAUGGAUUGAACAAACAAGCAAUAGUUGCAAAGGCGAAACAACGAGCGCCCUCUGCGUCACCAAGAGCUGGUGGAGCCACGCCGCGGCCGCAGCAAGGUGCUGUUGUGAACGGUUUCACAACUGCUCUCAGCAGUGCAGCUGCAGGUCCAAACAAUAAUUACAAGCGACCACACUCUUCUUCCCCGUCCGGCGCACGGCCAGAAACGAAACUUGCGAAACCUGCAGGAGCAGGUCCGCAACGGGUUGAUGCGACGCCACGAGGUUGUACUAACAUGCAGCCAAGUAUUAACUUCGCAGUGCCGAUGGCGAGUCCGCGAGGAGCUUUGACGAAGCGGCAAGAAGAAAUCGAGCAGCAGAAGCAGAGGCUAGAGAUGAUAGAGCAGCAGAAGCUACAGAACCAGCAGCAGCAGAAAGCACAGCAAAUGAACCGAAGACCUGUUGUCCCGGCCGGAGGCACGUUUCAACCCCCCAUGCGAGGUCGAUCCCCGGCUCCCGCUUCAUCAAGAGCGGCGCAACAACAGAUAACUCAGCCAUCUCCUACAGCAGGCAUCAUUGUGCUCGAAGACACGCCAACUCCAGCGAAAGCGAACCUGGGUAACAACGUUCGAAACGGCAUAAACCCGCUUUCUCCCUCUGCGAUCGGCGAGCCGCAUCCCGAACCGGAGUCAGGAUCGGAUUUGGAGGAAGAGAUAAAUCCACCCGGCGCGGGGGCACAGCAAGCAGUUCCAGGUGCUUCACGUAAGAAUAUCCAACCACAGAAACUCAACUACGAUCAUGCUGCUAAGAACAAGGGCAAGGUUGUUGCAGCGCCAACUUCUGUUGCGGCUUCUUCUUCUCAACAGCAAACCAAAGGAGCUCCGCGUCCGUCUGUUGUCCCCGCUGCACAUGCACAGAGUUCGUCCGUUGUAGUCGGCACCAGCAGUAGCAGCAGUAGUUCUAGUGUUGCCGCAGCAAGGAACAUCCAGCCACCGGGCGCAGUUGCUGCUGCGGCACAGCAGGAGCGCAAGAAAGUCCAGGUGGUCCCGAACCUUGCGAUAAAUGCGCCCACUGUAGCUACUACUACGUCUGAUGGUAGCACGCCGAAAGAGCUUCUUGUGCAUGAGUAUGGGGUAGUACAGUCGCAACAAAAAGAACAGCAACAGCUGCAACAAACCAGAAUAUUACCAAAACAGCCUACACCUCGAGCAGCAGCGACAACCACCACCCCCAUCCAAUCACACAAUCAGCAAAACAUAAGCAGCCAGCACCGCGCCAGCGUGACACCCGGCGGCUCCUUUGUGAUGAAGUCCAUGUCGCCCCGUUGGACUGCGAUCGCGAGCAAUGUAGAGGACUUCCGAAGCAGGAUACGCGAAUUGCACAAGACCUUACCCGCGGAGCAAAUUGACUGGUUCUGUCAGACGAUUGCGGAGUACCACCCAUUAUUGAAGCCCAGACACGAGAAACUCGACCUUCCGGCCGCGGUUGAGUUACUGAAUGAGUUUUCCUAUCACGCGAGACACUGCUACCAACAUUACAACACCUACACCUGGAUAUCGUUUUUAGAGGAUCCUUCGCGGAAUGGAAAUCCCCGAGCUUCUACCUCGAACAGCGACGAUAGCGGGGGAGACGCGCGGGGGAAGUUUGUGAAGCCGCCGCCGAGACUGUUUAAUUUAGAAAAGGAACAAACGAAAAUCAAGGGCAAAAGAGAGUGCGAAGCGCUAUGGGAUCGGUGGGAUCGGUUUACGUUGUUGCUCUGUCUGAUCGAGUAUGAACUGCAAAAUUAUCGUACUCAUAUUGCAAUCAUGCAUUGACAAAUCUUUGUCUUCAGGUAAAUCAGCAUUACAAUCAUGCUGAGGAAUGCAUUUAUACGAGUGCGAUACUUUUGCAAUUCAUAUCGAGAUGGUGAUCGAGAUUUUAUCGACGGUGCUGCCGAAAGAAGCGUAUCACUACGCGCUUGCGAAAAUUCAAGUUUGGUGUUUGGAAAUGGCGGGGAAUAGUAAUAGCAAGAAUGACAAGCUUCUUGCGACCAUGAGAAAGAGGAUGAAGACACUGCUGCCAGGUGGAGAUGUUUCGGUGUAUUCUGGGGGAAGUGACGAUUACCACGAACUCCAUGCCUGGAUGGUGUUUGCAAGGUUUUACGUGCAGGCCAAUAUGGACGAGCUAGAGCCGAAAGGUACAAAUGGAUACCGAUACGAAUACAUUUUCCUCUUUUGUACUUAUUAGAAGUAAGUGAAAUUGUACCACUUUCAGUACAUUGGUUGCCGUUUUUCUUUCUGUCAAUGGUAUCUCCUUGACAAGAUUCGGGUUUUUUCUCAUAACGAAAAUUGAUACAAAAACCAGCUCCCGGCGACAUCGAUUCGCUUUACCUUCAGUUCCGGGAGUUGCGGCGGCAAGGCCUGACUGAAGCGGCGCUUGCGUCGCUCAAACACCAUGAUCCGGACCACGAGCAGCUGCGACACAGGAACCUGCACACCGAGGAGAGCCGCCACUUUCUGGUGAGUAAUCUGCUUCUCAACCCUGAGUACGGCUUGAUCAAAGGUCGGGUUAACCGGCAACGGGCGGAAAGCGCAACGGUGGCGGCGUUUCAAGGGGAGCACGCGGUGAGGCCCAGCGACGAAAACAAGAUUGUUGAGGAUAGCAGUUCUUGUGGAGAGCAGGGCGAGUUCUUCACCGAGCACCAAAUUGCGGAACUGACCAACUUCCUCUGCAACCUCCACGAGCGACUCAUUCGGGCCCAGGAGAAGAGGGCGCGCCGGAGCGAUACGUACCAGCGGACCGCGAUUGGGCUGAUUACCAUGGGCAUGAAAAUUGGCCAGCCGCCUGCGAUGGUCAGUCCGAACUAUAUUUCCUCGGCCGCUGCUGGUAGUGAUGGUCUUCUUGGACAGCAACAGAACAAUAGCUCUAGACGCGCCGGUGGGCCAGGCUUUGCCACGAGCAGCAGCAGUUCCGCACUGCCACAUGGUCCGAGCGGCGUGCCGGUCUUGUCAUUAGCCAACAACAAUCCUGGCAGCAGUCCGGUGAGCCGCCAACAACUGGAAGCAGUAAGACAACAACAAUUGGCCAACGUAUCGCCAGCAGUCGUGCACGGGCAGUACGACAAAAGAUUUGGCAUUUCCCCGGGGGAGCAGGCGGUUUUACGGGAACAAAUACCCGCGCCGGGGAUAAAACCUCCAAAGAUGAAAAAUGCAAAUGCGGCGAAACCAAAUCAUCCAAAGGCAAAAGCUGCCGCCUCUCGCCGUGCGUCAACCGCUUCUGUCGCCGCUGGUGCGCCUGUUAGUAGUAGAAGGGGGUCAAAGGAAACGCUGAAGCAGAAAAUGGAACGACAGUACAGGGAUGAGCUGUACGGAAUAGAAAAUGAUUCGGACGAGUGGCUACCUCCGAAGAACCAGAGGAAGCCUUCGAAGCAACCCAAGGCAGCGGCUUCGAAGGCUGCGAAUAAAGCGGGUCUUCUACCCGCCGCGAAGCAUGGAGCGGCGGCCAGGAGACCUUCGACAGCUGUAGGGGGACCGAAUACGCGAACCAAUCAGCAACAAGCAGCCCCGCAACAGCUCGACGCGUCUGUGCUGGAUGGAGAUGAGUUGUAUCAGGAAGAGGAGAGUAGUUCCUACGGUUUCGUCACGUCGAGAAAGCGCGUGCUCUACCACGAGUCACCUUUCAAGGAAAACAUUCAGCAGCCAGAUGCUUUUCACAUCGCAGCGACAGAUGAAGAAAAUUUUGUUAUCAAUGGUGCACAGCAGCAGCAGCAAAAUCCGGCUUCUGCCCGAAGCGCAGCUGGUCUUGUGCCGUCAAAAACAAAAUCAGGCGGGGCCGCGGCAGCUGGUGGUAGCAGUAGCAGUAGUGGCGGCACAGGACCGAAUACUUUUUCCAGUGUAUCUUCGAACCAACUACAAGCAGCAAGUAAAAACAGGCUGCCUCGUGCCAGUGUGCAACCGCAGCAAAACGACCUGGGCAACCACAACCAGCGCGGUCGGCCUUCGGCCGCCGGCGGUGGCGGUCAGCAGCCAUUGAUCCGAGGGCCGAAGGCGAGCCGGGUCGCUGCACAUAAUGGCCCGCCUGUCACAACAAGCGUACUACCAGGAGCAGGCACAACCGGGAACAACAUCAAGCCAGCUUCUACACCACGAAGUCAUAACCAGACGAGAAACAAGCGGAGCACGGCGGCCGCUCGGAACAACAACAAAGAUGCGAACUGUGUAACAGAUGAAGAGGUCGCAAACCUACCACCGUUGAUUCUCCCAGAUGUGAACAGGAUCCAGUAUCCACAGCAGCAGUACCCGCAAGUGUUCGACAAUCAUGGCAACCCGGUUCAUUCCCCCGAGGCGCCACAUUACGUGGCAGCACCAAAUUAUGAACUGCACAAGUAUCCUACUCGUAUAAAUGCAUUACUAAUUUCCUCAGCGUGACAAAUAAAAUUUGUAAUGCGGAUUUACCUCGAAAAGAAACUUUGUAAUGCAUGAUUGCAAUACGAGUGCGAUCCUUUUGCACAGGAUACAAAUCGCAGAGGGGCGAGACAAAGCAGGGCCAGCUUCCAGCCCCAGUAUCAACUGUAAAAAUGUCUGGGUCUGGAAGAAUUCAUGUUUGUCAUGCUUGUCUGGCAUGAGUCUUACAUCUGUCAUGCACGUUACCCAAGAGCUCCGUUUUUCUGUGAUGCAGAAGCGCUGUUUGUCAUGCAGAAUAGGCAACACCUAGGAGCUCAGAAACUUGUCAUGCUGAGCCAGCAUUUGUAGCCUCAUCAUGAGACGCCGCCCAGCAUCACAAGUUUCCAGACCCAGACAUUUUUACUUUUGAUACCCAGUCUACGCAUAGUAUAAUCGGAGGUCAGCACCAACAGCCUGGAAUGCUUUUGAGUGGUGGUGCGAAUUAUCCAGUUCCGCAACACGUCCAGGCACAACUGCGCGCUCCGACGCCGCGAGGCAACAAUCCAAGUACAAACUUCAUGAUGCAGCAAAACAAUCUUCGUCAGCGCCAGCACGUCUCCUCGCCAAAGCUGAAGCGGCAGCGGGUUGAGUCUGAAGAUUCGACCGCGGAAUAUCGGCUGUUUGAGAACAACCAGCAAUUUGUCGAUUUUGAUAAAGGAACAGAGGUGGACCAGCAUCUUCAUGCUGCUGGACAAGGACAACCACAGGCACAGACACAGCAGGACAAUCGACACCCGCGCUCUCUUUCGCAGCAAUCGCAAUCGGAACAGUCUGAGCCAGUGUGGGAUCCAGAUUUGAUGGGAAACAAGAGCCUCCUGGAGUUGAAGCCAAGGUCGAAAGAAACCAACGAUGGGGAUAAUGAUGAAGAUAGCAGCAUGAUCAAAGUGACACAAGUGGCGUUUAAGCAACCGAGAACAGCAAGGGGUGGAGAACAGAAUCAUGCGGCGGUGCAGAAUCUGCAGCAACAAUCUGCGUCUUCGUCGAGCCGAAAUACCGGUUAUUUCAGCAACCAGACCCACCUCCCCGGUGCGACGAGAAAUGGCACCAUGCAAGGCGGAAGUAGAGCCGGCGGCGCUACGCCUCGCGUUGGAGGUACAAGGCCUGGGGGUUCUGGUUUCACGAUGAACUCGAACCAUCACCACCGUGCCGAUGAGCAGGAAAUAAAUCGACAGAUGAUGUUCCAGCAGCAGCAGCAGGUGCAGCAGCAAACGAUGGCGCAACAGAGCAACCAAAUAAAGCGUCCGGGAAGAAACGCUUUCGGGGCUAAUGCUCGGAGUGGCAUCUACGCGAAAAAUAAAAGCAAAAUAAAUAUCUUUGGCUGAAGGUGCUGCAGGGGCCGUCCGACGAUGUAUGAUGUCCUUGCGCUCCCGGGCCUUGGCACAUUUUGCUGGACCGAAUUCGCAAAGAUAACUCGAUACUGUUUCAAAAAUACAUGCAAAAGUUGUAAACUCUGCACGAUAGUACGCGUGGCAGGUUUUUUUCUUACUUGGAAUAUCAAGAGCGGAGCAAACAAUCAAUGCGAAAAUAAACUCAACAGUUGCGGUUCGGAGUCAUGAUCUCUUCAGAGCAAAACUCAAAAGUUCAAUCUUUGCAGCAGUAGUAGUGUCUCUUUUGCGUUCUUUUUUUGAACAAAAUCUUCACCUUGCAACCCUUGUCUUAUCUGUCCGAUGUAGAUAUACAUUUUCAUUUUCCUAGUCCUGUUGUAUGUUGAAACGGGCGCCAAUGCCCUUCUGGAAGGACAUCAUCAUCUGAGGAAAUUGCUUUUAUUUGAUAUGCAAAUUAUUAUAAAAAGCUGCUUGCCGCGGCCAACACGUAGAACAAGUGCUUGGACGAGAAGCUCUAGCCAGCAGGAUGUACUAUCAGUAUGUCAUGUUCGCGCGUAUUGCUGUUGCUUACGCCACUGCAAAGGCGAUAUGAGAAAUUUGCACCUUUAGACAAGUCUAGAAGUAAGUCGAAAAAAUAAACAGAGAAAAAUUUGCCUAAAC